Molecule: messenger RNA, 687 nt
Organism: Miscanthus lutarioriparius
Lineage: Eukaryota; Viridiplantae; Streptophyta; Magnoliopsida; Poales; Poaceae
Source: the annotation of a GenBank genome assembly
AUGGCCGCAUCUAGGUGGCCAGAGUCGCAGAUGCUCCUUCCCUUCUUCUCCCCUAGAUCUCCACCCCUCCCUCUCUCUUCCGAGGCUCCCGACGGCGAGCGCAGGGCAGCGGCACCCCCAUGGGUGGAUGCUGGGAUGGAUUGGAUCAUUCACCUUGAUACUGAUGAGUUGAUUCACCCAGCUGGUGCCCGAGAGUACUCCCUAAGGCAAUUGCUUUUAGAUGUUCCUGACAAUGUUGGCAUGGUUAUCUUCCCCAAUUAUGAGAGCAGCAUUGAGCGUGAUGACAUUAAGGAUCCUUUCACUAAGGUUUCCAUGUUUAAGAAAAAUUAUGAUCAUCUUCCGAAGGAUACAUACUUUGGUCUAUACAAAGAAGCAACACGUGGUAAUCCAAACUACUUCCUUACUUAUGGUAAUGGAAAAUCGGUUGCAAGGGUUCAAGAGUAUUUGCAUCCAAGUGGUGCUCAUAGAUGGCAUAAUUACAUGAAAUCCCCAAAUGAAAUCAAAUUGGAGGAGGCUGCUAUUCUGCAUUACACCUACACAAAGUUCUCAGACCUAACCUCAAGGAGGGAUAGGUGUGGUUGCAAGCCAACUAAAGAAGAUGUGAAGCGAUGUUUUAUCUUGGAAUUUGACCGUUUAGCCUUUAUAAUUGCAUCAACAGCGACUGAGGAGGAGAUGAAGAACUGGUAA